Drosophila obscura is the source of this 1859-nucleotide messenger RNA. Its product is annotated as vitellogenin-2. The record is from RefSeq and is a predicted model, not a curated record. The transcript is spliced from 4 exons. NCBI's taxonomy places the organism in Eukaryota, Metazoa, Arthropoda, Insecta, Diptera, Drosophilidae. Bases 765 to 1520 code for a protein of 251 amino acids.
AUGAGCAGAUAAAAUGUUCAAACAUCAAAGACCAAAAACCCGAAAUGAAUCGAGAGGAAAGAGCUGCCAAUCGACAAGAAAUGUACGGUAUGAGAGAUUGAUAAAUAUAGCCGUGGCCCACCACAGAACGACGACGACAUGUUAUGACAUGCAAAAUCCGGCAAGAAAGUCGCAAGAUACAGAGCCACAGCCAAAGCUUUGCUCAACGCCAACAGAGGCAGCGGACAGCGACAGCGACAGAGACGCCAAAAGCUUUGCUUCGCUUCGCUGCUGCUGCGAGACGGCCAGGCCUGCCAAGUCGAACUUCAUUUCAAUUCUAAAAGCCGUUAAGAUCGGUUCUGUUUUGCGGUACGCGAGGAAGACGAAUAGGAGGCAGAAGAUUCCAAAAACGAGAUCGUGACUGAGAGAUAAGGAGAAGCAAACAGCCAAACGGUUUCCCCAAACAGCAGCUGCUGCCGAAUGUCAGCUGAGUGUUUCGCGAGCCUCACUUCAUCGUAAAUUAUGCAUUCAAAAAUAUCAUAAAAGAUAUAUUUAAUUAAAGAUCAGACCCCCACACACACCGCAACGCACCGCACUGCGAGAGACAGACUGACAAUCAGAGCAAGACUCUGCUUAAAAAUACCUGAGAUUGUGAUACUAAUUACUAAUUAAAUAUUGUGUGUGUGCACGGUUGUGUGAUAAAUUGUUGUAAUAAUAAAGAAAAUUAUAACCAGACAAGAGAGCAUAAAUACAAUACAAAAAAACAACACAAAUUAAUACCAAGAAUGCAGGAUUAUUGGCACAUUCCACGCGCCUCGCUGGCCUCCUCCAGCAGCUCGGCCAUCAGUUCGGCCAGCUCCUCAAAGUCGUCAAACAAAUCGAAUUCCAAUCCCCCCACACUGGCGCAGCGCAGCCACCAACAGCAGCAGCAGCAGAACAGCAGCAGCAACAACAGCAGCGGGAACACUACAAGUGCGACAAGUGCUGCCGUGACCGCCGCGGCGGCGGCAGCAGUGCUGGCAGCAGCCAAACGGGGAUCGCGCAGCUCUCAGGGCUCCAGUGACAGCAACAACAGCACGCGGAGCGCUGCUUCCGGCUCACUGCUGCUGACGGCAGCGAAUCUGGAGCGCUUCGCGGAGAUCCACAAGAAGCAGGAGCGCCACAACAAGAUGCUGAUGAAUAGCACAUCGCCCUCCUCCUCAUCGGCCAACUACAAUGCGAAUCUGGCUUUGGCCAGCAACGGCACCAAUCCUGGCAAGGAUGCGGUGAUUGCCAUCGAUGGCCAUGAUGGAGCAGAGGCAGAUCCAAAUUUGCACUAUAUCAAAACCAAAGACCUCGACACCGUGUCCAUUGCCAGCUCCAUGCACUUUACGAUGGUCAACGGCGACAACGGACCCCCAAAGAAGCCCAAGCGUGGACUCUGCGAUCGCGGACGACAGGUCACAGUGCUGAUUGUCAGCAUGAGCACCAUCUUUAUGCUGCUCAUCAUGGGCAUGGUCUAUGCGCUAGAGAUGCGUGCCCGAGAUAUGCCCAAGAGCUAAUGGCGGGAUCUAUCUAUCUAAUCGAGUAUCCCCAUCUUCUCCACUGGCUAGUAAAUUAGUUUAUUAUUUAUUGUAUUGUAUUCUGCUACGUUUUGAGCCAAGCCCCAAUUAUUAUUGUUAUUGUGUCGUCUUUGAGCUAGUUGUGUAAGCUAUUUAUUAAACAAUUGUUUGGAGUGUCAGUUGAAGCUCGGAAAAUCGUAUCAGAAAAUGUUUCACCCGCACACACACACGAUGCUAGUAUUAAGACAGAGAAAUAUGCACACAAAUGGAAGCAUGAAUGUAUUUUCUGGUUACCAAUUAAGUUAUUUAUCCCUGUGAUAUGUUUAAUAAAGUGAAUUU